CGACAAUUGCCGCCCACCAGUACAACAAAGUCCACUCCCGAAUCAAACAUGCACGUCUCCAUUCUAUCUCUCCUGCUGGGAUGCAGCAUCUACACUACUCUUGCCAUGCCCUCGUACCCCUCCGCUUCGCAGCGAGACAAUGGCCUCGCCAAGAGAGCGUGUGACUCCAGCUCCUGCAACACACUGGCAAGUCUUUUGGACUCCAUCAAGAAUCCACCCAUACUAACUGAACGCGCUUCCAGUGUAUGCAACAAGGCAAUCAAUCGGGGAUGUGCGCUCAAGGGAGCAACCCCUCCCUGCAACUCCUGGGCCUUGAGCUCCUCGGCCAGGCCUUACCGUGCGUUCCCCUCUUCUCCUCUCUUCCUUUUCCCCUAUUCACCGCACCGCAUCUUGAGAAACGCGCAGAACGAAGACAAGUUAAUCAUAAACAGUGGCUGCAUGUGCAUCCCGGCCAGCACCAGCGCCGCCAGCGCCGGCACCGACUCUUCUCGCGUCGCCGCCACGACAACCACUACUGUAACUACGACCUCAACUGCAACUUCCGUCCUGACUUCCACCGCGACCUCCACCGUCACCGCGACAGCCACUAAUACCCAAACUGUCACCUCCACAGCCACGGAAAUGAAGCCCGUUGCGGUGACCGCCACCUCGACCGUCACCGUCACGCAGACCACCACCACCACCACUACCGCCACCAACACCCUUACUAUCACGCAUACUGCCGACCCCACUGCUCCUGCGCAUGAUGCACCCCAAGCCCCGGAGACCGUCACUGUGAUUGCCCCUGCGACUGGUGCACCCGCCGUCUCCACGACCACAGUGUACACCGCCACCACGACGAACCACAUCCCCUUCACGACGACGAAGACGCUGGCCGUGAGGACGACGGUAACGGCCUGUCCUUCUUCUUCUUCUUCUUCUUCUUCUUCUUCUUCUUAACUUUCCUUACAUAAUUCUUAAACAUGGGGUUAGAGAUCUGGGGCGGUACUUGUUGGAUCCUGAUUUGCAUUAGAGUCGGGGUUCACUGCUAUUCUUUCUUUUCUUUUGGAUAUUCUGCAUUCUGCCUCUGGGCCAUGAUCUCGGGGCGUCUUUCUUUUGUUCUGGUGUAUAUAGUUAUCUAUUUGGUUUCAUCUUAUCUUCAAUCAGGAUGCAUCGGGUUUUCCGCCCCGG
This is a messenger RNA of Aspergillus saccharolyticus JOP 1030-1, 1170 nucleotides long. RefSeq lists its product as uncharacterized. The transcript has a single exon. The record is from RefSeq and is a predicted model, not a curated record. Lineage: Eukaryota; Fungi; Ascomycota; Eurotiomycetes; Eurotiales; Aspergillaceae. The coding region runs from base 49 to 939 and encodes 296 amino acids.